GUCCCUAACGAUGUUGUUCUCUCCCUCACUUCUCUAUUUUCAGAGGCGAAAAAAGGGAAGAAAACAAAUCCCCCAAAAGAAGAAUGAUAUGCCCAAAUUAUAAAAACUAGGUUUUGAUUAUAUUUUCCCCUCGAUUUUCAUUUACUGAGAAAAUCACUGCUGCUGCUGCUACUCCCUUUUCUCGUCCUCAGUGUCGAGUUAUUUCCCCCCCUCAAAUUUUCGUUUUUUUUCCUAAAAAAAAGGAAAAGUAAAUGGCGGCGGCGAUUUCUUCACCGAUGGCUCAGUCUGUGGCGGCGGCGGCGACUCCAGUAAUAGCUCCGGGAGUCGCAUUGGGCGGAGGUCCCUUUGCGAAUGCGUCUCUGUACGUGGGCGAUCUCGAGGGGAAUGUAAAUGAGGAGCAACUUUAUGAUCUGUUCAGCCAGGUGGCUCAGAUUGCUUCAAUUAGGGUUUGCAGGGAUCAGACCAAGCGAUCCUCUCUUGGUUAUGCCUAUGUCAACUUUGCCAACGCUCAGGACGCAUCCAAUGCCAUGGAACUUCUGAACUUCACUCCUCUGAAUGGAAAACCGAUUCGAAUUAUGUUUUCCCAACGUGAUCCAAGCAUUCGGAAAAGCGGACAUGGCAAUGUGUUCAUUAAGAACCUGGAUACAUCAAUUGAUAACAAGGCAUUGCAUGACACUUUUGCUGCCUUUGGCACUGUACUUUCUUGUAAGGUGGCUCUUGACAGCAGUGGCCAGUCAAAAGGGUAUGGUUUUGUUCAGUUUGACAAUGAAGAGGCUGCCCAGAAUGCAAUCAAACGAUUGAACGGCAUGUUGAUAAAUGAUAAACAAGUCUACGUUGGACUCUUUAUUCGGCGCCAGGAAAGGGAGCAGACAAAUGGAUCACCCAAGUUCACUAAUGUAUAUGUGAAAAAUUUGUCUGAAACAUAUACUGAUGAGGACCUGAAGAAGCUAUUUGGCCCCUAUGGUACAAUAACCAGUGCAACAGUUAUGAAAGAUGUGAAUGGGAAGUCUAGAUGUUUUGGUUUUGUGAAUUUCCAGAAUCCGGAUUCAGCAGCUGCUGCAGUUGAGAGGUUAAAUGGAACUACUAUUAACAAUGACAGGGUUUUAUAUGUGGGGAGAGCUCAGAGGAAAGCAGAAAGAGAGGCCGAGUUGAAAGCAAAAAUUGAGCAGGAAAGAAUCAGUAGAUAUGAAAAAUUACAAGGUGCUAAUUUGUACCUGAAAAAUCUUGAUGACAGUUUCAGUGAUGAGAAGUUGAAGGAUCUAUUUUCUGAGUUUGGAACUAUAACAUCUUGCAAGGUGAUGAUUGAUUCAAAUGGACGGAGUAAGGGGUCUGGUUUUGUUUCCUUUUCUACUCCUGAGGAAGCAAGUAAAGCUUUGAAUGAAAUGAAUGGCAAGUUGAUUGGACGAAAGCCUCUAUAUGUUGCUGUGGCCCAGCGCAAAGAAGAGAGGAAGGCUCAUCUACAGGCUCAAUUUGCUCAAAUUCGAGCACCUGGUGGAAUGGCACCUCUGCCUGCUGGUAUUCCUUUAUAUCAUCCAGGGGCACCGAGACUUGCCCCCCAACAGUUGUAUUAUGGUCAAGGCACACCUGGCUUUAUGCCACCACAGCCUGCUGGAUUUUCUUUCCAGCAGCAAAUCUUGCCUGGAAUGCGGCCUGGUGUCGCCCCCAAUUUCAUUAUGCCUUACCACCUUCAGAGACAGGGUCAGCUUGGGCAGAGGACGGGUGUUCGUAGAAAUGGAAACUUCCAACAGGUGCAACAGAACCAGAUGCUACAUCGUAACUCCAACCAAGGAUUUAGAUACAUGCCCAAUGGUCGAAAUGGCAUGGAUCCAUCUUUAGUUCCUCACGGUCUUAUGGGUCCCAUGAUGCCUAUGCCCUUUGAUGGUUCUGGAGUCACUGCAGCCCCUAAUGAUAAUCAGCGUCCUGGAGCAUUGUCUACCACACUUGCCUCAGCUCUUGCCUCUGCUACCCCAGAAAAUCAGCGCAUGAUGUUGGGUGAACAUCUAUAUCCCCUUGUGGAACGACUCGCACCAAACCAAUAUACAGCAAAGGUGACAGGGAUGUUGCUGGAAAUGGACCAGUCAGAAGUAAUCAAUCUCAUUGAAUCUCCUGAGGACCUGAAGACAAAGGUGUCGGAGGCAAUGCAGGUCCUGCAUGAGGUUGCAUCUGGUUCUGAAGUUGAUCAGCUUGGCUCGAUGUCGUUGAAUGAAUGAAACAGUCUCUGGUAGAGGAAGAGAUAUGCUCCAUCGUGUCAUGUGUGAGCCGCUUUUUUGGGGCUUAACGAGCUAGUAUUUUCUGGGGUCUUCUGAAUUUUGAUUUUCAAGAUCACAUUUUCUCUUUUUUGCGGGAUUGUUGAUUUGAGAUAAUAUGGAGGGAUUCAAGGAUUUGUUUUGGUAGACUUUUUACUAGUUUCAUUUAGUAUUUUCAGACUUAUGAUUAUAUUUUGUUUAAGACUGAGUUUGUGGUAGAACAUUUGGUUUAUUAGCCUUGGAAACAAUUUUAUUUUAUUAGACAUUUGAAAUGGGUUUUCUCUC
Messenger RNA from Glycine soja, 2531 nucleotides. Its product is annotated as polyadenylate-binding protein 3-like. The record is from RefSeq and is a predicted model, not a curated record. The coding region runs from base 252 to 2210 and encodes 652 amino acids. The transcript is spliced from 7 exons. Gene Ontology annotation, cellular component: nucleus; cytosol; ribonucleoprotein complex. Gene Ontology annotation, molecular function: mRNA 3'-UTR binding; poly(U) RNA binding; poly(A) binding. NCBI's taxonomy places the organism in Eukaryota, Viridiplantae, Streptophyta, Magnoliopsida, Fabales, Fabaceae.